Messenger RNA from Microthlaspi erraticum, 615 nucleotides. The record is from the annotation of a GenBank genome assembly. NCBI's taxonomy places the organism in Eukaryota, Viridiplantae, Streptophyta, Magnoliopsida, Brassicales, Brassicaceae.
AUGUCGAUCUUCGAGUACAAUGGAAGUGCCGUAGUGGCUAUGGUGGGGAAGAACUGCUUCGCCAUCGCCAGUGAUCGGAGACUCGGUGUGCAGCUACAGACUAUCGCCACUGAUUUCAAGAGAAUCUCCAAGAUCCACGAUCGUGUCUUCAUCGGCCUUUCUGGCCUCGCCACCGAUGUCCAGACUCUGUACCAGCGCCUGGUGUUUCGUCAUAAGCUUUAUCAGCUCCGGGAAGAGAGAGACAUGAAGCCUGAGACUUUCGCAAGUCUUGUCUCCGCCAUUCUUUAUGAGAAGAGAUUUGGUCCAUACUUAUGCCAACCAGUGAUUGCUGGCUUGGGAGACGAUGACAAGCCCUUCAUUUGCACCAUGGACUCCAUUGGAGCUAAAGAGUUGGCUAAAGAUUUCGUUGUUUCUGGAACUGCUUCUGAAUCACUAUAUGGGGCUUGCGAGGCAAUGUACAAGCCAGACAUGGAAGCCGAGGAACUGUUUGAGACAAUUUCACAAGCACUUCUCUCGUCAGUUGACCGUGAUUGUCUGAGUGGUUGGGGAGGGCAUGUCUACGUUGUAACACCAACUGAAGUUAAAGAGAGGAUCCUAAAAGGAAGGAUGGAUUGA